UCCAUUCUGACUCGUCUGUGUCUGUCAAUGUGGUGAAUAUUUCUGCCUCCUGCCUUCUCCGUGUCACAUUCCAGCUUCCAGGGCACAGCGUCCUCCUGACAUGGGUUAUAAAGAGAAGCACAGCUCCAGUAUGCAUCCGCAUAUGGCGUUAUUAUCACCUUUUACCUCCAGUGACUUUUUUGAACUGUUUUGAAUAGGCAAACAGACUCUCUAGGAGAAUUUACCUUUCCUUUUUCUUCCUUCCUUCUUUGAGUUUUUUUUUCCUACUUGAAUGCAAUCUCACUUACACAGAAAGCUCACUUAUAAACAGUGGAAUACUCAAGUAAAACAGUGUUUUACGGCUUCAGCUCAGAUGUGUGUGCAUGGACAAGAAAAAGGACAGAAUACAUUGGUGUGAGAUCGCAUAGAUGGACCACAAUGUAUCAACACACUCCAGUACCACACAAUAAGUGACCCAGAGAGCAUCUGUGGAUGAAAUGGUUACUCAAUGAAAGGCAAGCCACUACUGAGGAGAUGUCUUUAGUAAGCAAUGCACUGGCUGCUUACUCCUUCAUAGCAGAUCACCCGGAACGGGCGGCACUGUAUUUUGUGUGUGGAGUGUGUUUGGGACUGGUUCUCACUCUCAUCGCGUUAGUGGUGCAGAUCUCCUGUCGAACCGACUGCAAAACGCAACAAGCGCCCAAGAAAACAGGCAAGACUGCGGAGAGCACCAGCGACACGAGCGACAGCGACUCGGACUGGGACAAUAACUCCGACCUGUCGGCACGCCGCCACCGGCGCUUUGAACGGACGCUCGGUAACGUGUUCACCUCCGCGGAGGAGCUGGAGCGCGCGCAGCGAUUAGAGGAACGCGAGCGGAUUAUCCGGGAGAUCUGGAUGAACGGACAGCCGGACAUGCCGGCCACGCGCAGCCUCAACCGCUACUAUUAAAGUCUCUGAAGCAACGAGGGUUGAGGAAAUAUUAUACAGUAGCUAUUAAACAUUUUUGUGAUACAAUAAGGGACUUAAAUAUGGGAAAAGCUAUCAUGCUUAAAAUACGUUUUGGGACAUCUCUUCUGGUGGCACUGGCACUACUAGUGAAGCAUUUGUGUUUUUGAAGGUGCACUCAGUACAUUUUUUGUUUAUGUUGCGCUGAUAGUCGUUUUGUACUUAUACUGAUGACACCUAUACUGACACCUCGUGGCAUGGAUGAAAAAGCAACCUUUUUAGUUAGGGGUAAAUGUAUGUACAUUGAGACGCUUUUUGCCAUUGCAAUGUCCUA
Molecule: messenger RNA, 1261 nt
Organism: Sinocyclocheilus anshuiensis
Lineage: Eukaryota; Metazoa; Chordata; Actinopteri; Cypriniformes; Cyprinidae
Product: protein eva-1 homolog A-like
Exons: 4
Coding region: 472-930 (152 amino acids)
Source: RefSeq, a predicted model, not a curated record